Messenger RNA from Clarias gariepinus (North African catfish), 1889 nucleotides. RefSeq names its product lysine methyltransferase 5Aa (gene kmt5aa). Bases 318 to 1250 code for a protein of 310 amino acids. The record is from RefSeq and is a predicted model, not a curated record. NCBI's taxonomy places the organism in Eukaryota, Metazoa, Chordata, Actinopteri, Siluriformes, Clariidae. Gene Ontology annotation, molecular function: protein binding; histone H4K20 methyltransferase activity. The transcript has 7 exons.
AACAGCGCCCCCUGUCUGCGGCUCCACCGGGAACAGCCAUUUAAACGCUCACAUGCUCUCCUCCCUUCAAUGACUUCUCAGCAGAAACAUGGCGGCGUGGAAGUGAAAACACUGACUCGGGCGAGGUGUCGCAAAUGAAACAGCAAAAAGUUUGUUCUUUAGCGCCUUGAAAGAGAAACCUUCGCGAGUAACCCUGGAAAGUCGCCUUGCUGCUCCGUGCGAAACUAGAAUAAGGUUGUUGUUUUUUCGGCUCGCCUGCUUACACGCAAAGCCCGCAUCCUCGUCGGAAAGCAGCAGGAGGAGGAAAGACGCCUGAAAUGAACGGGGAAAUAAUAUGCAAUGGACGUGCUACACUUCACAGUUUUUUGAGCCACCAGCCCUCAAAGGCGCAGCAUCAUGAAGAGAUCUCUGUCCAAGUCAUCCAAGAAGGGAAAUCCUCAAGGAUAUUUUGCACACAGACUGAGACUCAGAAUAAUUCCAAAAGACCCAGUACUGUAAAUGGAGAGAUCGUUCUCCCUACCAUGGCUGUGAAUGAAGACCUCCAAACUUUAACACACAAAGCCGAGGAAAAGAGCAAGUGUACACAGGCCCGUCUGCCCUCACCAGCCGGAGUCACUCCAGAAGUCAAAAACACUCGCGCACCCUGUCAGAGAAAGGCAGGCUGCCGUAGGGCCAAAACGAGGAAGCCUUCGGAGAGGACUGCAGAGAGCAAGAAUUCCAAUAAUCGAAAGGUCACAGAUUACUAUCCCAUACGGAGAAGCUCACGGAAAAGCAAGACUGAAAUAAAGUGUGAACAGAAGAAACAUCUGGAUGAGCUGAUCACAAAAGGGAUAGAGAAUGGAAUGAUGGUAAAGCACAUCGAAGGUAAGGGGAGAGGUGUUUUCGCCACGCAAAGCUUCCAGAAAGGGCAGUACGUAGUGGAGUAUCACGGUGACCUGCUGCUGCAACCCGAUGCCAAAAAAAGGGAGGCUCUAUACGCACAAGACCCUGCUACGGGCUGUUAUAUGUACUACUUCCAGUAUCUCAGCAAAACGUACUGCGUGGACGCCACGAAGGAAACUGACCGCUUGGGACGGCUUAUUAACCACAGUAAGAACGGCAACUGUCAGACCAAACUGCAUGACAUCAAUGGAAUACCUCACCUGAUCCUCGUGGCCUCUCGAGAUAUAGAAGAGGGAGAGGAGCUGCUGUACGACUACGGAGACCGAAGUAAAGCCUCCAUCGCCGCUCACCCGUGGCUUAAACACUGAUGGAUUCCAAGAAGGGAACAACUUGUUUCUUAAAUCCAGUUUUUAAUGUAAUUAUUGCCUUAGCAAAACUGAGAAUGUUUGGGGGGUAGUACUUGUCAGGGUGUGUUCAUCAGUGACUUAAACACAUUUAGGUUACGGUACAUAUUCCACAUGUCCUACAUGACUUUUUAAAUAUAUUUAUCCUGCUCUGACAUGCUAGUUUUGACUUUUUUUUUUUUUUUUUUUCAUUUUCCUUUUUUGUAUAUUUUAUAUACUUGUAGCGCAGUGCUUCCAAAGCAUGCAGUUAUAGUCAAACUUUCUGCAUUUUUAUAAGGAGUUUUCUUAAGCCAAUGUAUAGUAUUUAGUGGCUUAGCAAUAACUAUUUAUGAUGUGCAAACAGUUCUGUGGAAUGCAAAGUGAUACUUUGAAGAGCCAUGUUUUAAAAGCUUGGAAAAACUGGAAGGUACCUCCCCCACCCUCCUUUGGCUUAAUUUGGAGUCUUACAGUUUUACAAUGUGGAGCGUGAUGCUAAUGAUUUGAGAAAAAAAAAUCUGCCUGAACCUCUUUGAGUGUUUGGAAUGAAAUGACCCAAGUGUGAGUAUUCAGCUGAUUGUCUAUGCUGGGACUGAAGCCUUGUUUAAUAAAAUGAUUUUAUGCAAA